AUGCUUCUCUCGCCCGUUGUCCUCAGUCUGGCCGCGGCAGGCAUCGCAACUACAUCAGUUGUGCUUCCCGUCUUGGCCCAAUCGACCUGCAACGGCCAGGCGGCCUACUGCGACCGUAUUUACUCGAAUGUGACGCAGGUUGGCGCUCACGACAGUCCCUUUGUUGGGCGACUUCCUCAGCAGAAUCAAAACAUUGAUGUCACCGCACAACUCGACUUGGGGAUCCGCUUCCUACAAGGCCAGACCCAUCAGUCAAUCGACAAUGAGACAAUCCUCCUUUGCCAUACGUCGUGUCUCCUGGAAGAUGCCGGAACUUUGGAAUCUUAUCUGACCACCGUCAAGACCUGGCUGGACAAAAAUCCGGAUGAGGUCGUGACCUUGCUCCUGACGAACGGUGACAGUUUGUCGGUAACACGUUUCGCCGAGGCCUUCGUGAGCGCAGGUAUUACCGACUACGCAUUUGUGCCCGAGUCAUCACCAAGCACGCUGGCUAUCAACGCCUGGCCAACACUACAGGAGCUGAUUAGCGGUGGCACGCGGUUGGUGACCUUCCUGGACUAUGGCGCCGAUGCAACAACGGUUCCGUACAUCCUGGACGAAUUCGCCUAUUUCUUUGAAACGCCAUAUGAUGUGACCGAUGCCUCGUUUUCAGACUGCAGCAUUAAUCGGCCGUCGGGUGCUUCGGCCACUGGUCGCAUGUACAUCGUAAAUCACUUCCUGGAUGUCGAUAUCUUGGGCAUCUUGAUCCCCGACCGCGAGCAUGCAGCCGAGACCAACGCGGUCUCCGGCGAGAGCAGUAUUGGCGCUCAAGCCGAUUUGUGUCUUUCUCUUCACGGUCGGCGGCCCAAUUUCAUUUUGCUGGACUUUGUCGACCAAGGUCAGCCGAUUGCCGCACAAGACCUGCUCAAUGGGGUGUAA
Messenger RNA from Aspergillus homomorphus CBS 101889, 918 nucleotides. RefSeq lists its product as uncharacterized. Bases 1 to 918 code for a protein of 305 amino acids. NCBI's taxonomy places the organism in Eukaryota, Fungi, Ascomycota, Eurotiomycetes, Eurotiales, Aspergillaceae. The record is from RefSeq and is a predicted model, not a curated record. Gene Ontology annotation, molecular function: phosphoric diester hydrolase activity. The transcript is spliced from 2 exons. Gene Ontology annotation, biological process: lipid metabolic process.